GCACACUGGGCAUUGACGCUGCCAGCAUAGGACGCAAGGUGCCGCACAGCUGACUUUGAGCGGCUUCACGACUCGUGCGAAAGCAAUCCCAACCAUCAGUGCGAGUUUGAAGAGCGAUAACAAUGCGCACGCUCUCAUUAGCAGCCCUGCUCUCCCUAGCCGGCUCGUUCCAGCACGCGACGCCGCUGCGACGACCGCACACGCUGCGCGCCUUGCUCGAAGUCACGGACCAGUACGGCUUCGUCGACGAGGCCGCGACAUUACAAGCGAACCGCGACCGCACGGGCUUCCCCAUCGCCCCCGACGACUUGAUAGCAAGAGCCAAAGAGGUCAUCGUCAAAAACCAGAACCUCCAGGACCCGGCCGUUUUUGAUGAUAGUAUAUACGCCGACAAUUUUAGAUUUGUGGCGCCGUUCGUGGGAGGGGCCACGUCGACGACGGGCGAGAAGAUCGGCUUCACGAAAGCGGAGUUCCUCGCAUCUCUCAGAUCCUUCGAUCUGUUAAAGGCCUUUCCGAACUUGAACAACCGCUACCACGCGUUCCGGGUGGACGUGUUUGAACCGAAUCGGGUCUGGUUUCAAACGAGGGCCAAGGCGACGCACACGGGCGAGCUCAUGGGCGCGGCGGCGACGGGCAAGGCGCUAGAACUACCGCCGGAGGCGCUGAGCAUGACGUUCAAUGAAGACGGCCAGGUCGAGCUGUUUACCGUGGGGUACGUGAUAGAUCGGACCGCAGGAAAUACCGGAGGACUAGGCGGGGCCUUCGGCUACUUCUGGGGCACGGGCAACCCCCUGCCCUUCCCGGAGUGCCAGCCCUUCAAGGGGUCGCUGCAGCUGCGUUUAUUAGGAGCGCUCCAGAAGCUGCUGCCGACGCCCGAGUGAUGUGAUAGUGUAAAACAACAAGUUAAU
This is a messenger RNA of Pelagomonas calceolata, 908 nucleotides long. NCBI's taxonomy places the organism in Eukaryota, Pelagophyceae, Pelagomonadales, Pelagomonadaceae. The record is from the annotation of a GenBank genome assembly.